This is a messenger RNA of Nerophis lumbriciformis (worm pipefish), 1916 nucleotides long. The record is from RefSeq and is a predicted model, not a curated record. Lineage: Eukaryota; Metazoa; Chordata; Actinopteri; Syngnathiformes; Syngnathidae.
CUUUACUCCACACACGCUUCUAAGCCUCGGCACAUCUCCUCACAUCGCUACUAACUACACUUUAUUCAUCCUCCGUGUCAGGAUAAACUCCACUCGUCUCAGUCAACUUUGGACAUUAUUAGGCCCGCUUAGCUUGCUAGUUGUUUUAGCGCGCUAGUUAGCUUAGCAUGCUAGUUGGCUUAGCGUGCUCGUUAGCUUAGCUUGUUAGCUGCUAACAAAGAGAGGCGGAAGUAAUCAACUCAUCGCUUAGUUAAGAUCAAGUGUGAGUGUAAAGUGUUGGGAUUGUGUGAAAAUAUGUGAAAGAACUACAGCAGAGUACAAAGAGGAACUUUCUAGGACAAAAGAAGAGAACAAGAGACUACGUCAACUACUGGACGCUGUUUUCAAGAAACCCUAAGUUGUGUUACACAGAACAGACGUCUGUGAAGAACAUCUUCUCCCUGAGCAACAGAAGUGGAACUUCAGGAUGCGGAUGGAGGAGCCAGGGCCCUCUCACAUUAAGAAGGAAGAGGAAUACCCACUGAUCCCUCAUUUUAAAAAGGAAGAGGAGUACCCACUGACACCCCAUUUUAAAGAGGAAGAAGAGGACCCACUGACACCCCGAUUUAAAGAGAAAGCGGUGGAUCCACUCAGCCCUCACAUUAAGGAGGAAGAGGAGGACCCACUGACCCUUCACAUUAAAGAGGAAGAGGAGGACCACAGCAUCAGUCAGCAGGGAGAGCAUCUUGAAGGACUGGAGGAGGUUGAUGUCACCAAGAUGCCAGUGACUGGUGUCCCUGUGAAGAGUGAAGGUGAUGAGGUCAAAGGUGAGAGUGAGGAGAAGAGAGAGGCGGAGCCUCCAAGCAGCAGCUCAACUCAACACAUGACAACAGAAGCUGAUGGAGACCACUGUGGAGGAUCACAAGCAGACAAGCUCUUAGCUCCACUAUCAGAUAGUGAGGACACAACGUCACACUCUCCUGACACUGAUGAUGAAGACUCUAAAGAUGAUAAGACAUGUCACACUGACAACACACACUUCACAUGUUCUCACUGCGACAAAACCUUUAAAUACCAUUGUCAUCUGAAAAGACACAUGAGAACACACACUGGAGAAAAACCUUUUUCAUGUUCAAUCUGCGGUAAAGAUUUUACUCAAAAGCACCAUUUCAAAGCACACAUGAGAACACACACUGGAGAAAAACUUUUUUCCUGCUCCGAAUGUGGUAAAAGUUUUGUAAUUAAUCAAUAUUUAAAAAUACACAUGAGAACACACACUGGAGAAAAACCUUUUGCAUGUUCAAUCUGCGGUAAAGAUUUUACUCAAAGUCAAUCUUUCAAAACACACAUGAGAAUACACACAGGAGAAAAACCUUUUUCCUGCUCAGAAUGUGGUAAAAGUUUUGUAAUAAAUCAAAGUUUAAAAGUACACAUGCGAACACACACUGGUGAAAAACCUUUUUUGUGUUCAAUCUGCGGCAAAGAUUUUACUCAAAGGACCCAUUUCAAAGCACACACGAGAACGCACUCUGGUGAAAAACCAUACUCCUGUUCAAGCUGCAACAAAAGCUUUCGUUACCUAAACACUCUUACAGCACACAUGAGAACACACACAGGAGAGAAAGUGUUGAGUUGCAGUGUGUGUGGUGAAAGAUUCUCCUAUAAGUACCAGUGUAAGAAACACAAGUGUGCUGGUGAGAACAGCAGCAGCAAAUGAAGAUGCAGGAUUUGAAAUUCAACUGUCAAAACUUUAACUUUCUAACAUCAGCACAUAUAACAUGUGUGACAUCAUUGUUGUGUGUGUAACACAAUCUUGUUAAUAUGAUUCUAACAUUUAUAGAUUAUGUAGUGCUUUUAUUUCAGUCAAGUACAUGAGUUAAUAUACACAUUUGUGUACUUUAAAAUGAACAGAACAUUUUGACUGAAAAGGUGAGAAU